CCUUUCCUUUCACCUCUUGCAGAGGAACAGGCAGAAAGCUGCAGCAACGUCCCACUCCUCUCUGCAUCACCACAGAUCUGCACAACGGCAACAAUCAAUAAAAACUCUGAAGAGCUUUUUUUCCCCCCACCCAACAUUUUUUAAACCAGAAUCUUGUGUCAGAUUUUUCUUUGUGGUUCUUCUCCCCCCCCACCACCCCCACCCAGCUGUGUCUGGAUCUUUUUCCUCCGGCAGCAGAGACACGAUGAACAUCAGCCUGCAGCUCCCUGUAGACUAGCCCAGAGAGCGCCGUGCCUUCAACUUUUCUUCAACCCUUCUCUUCAUCUUCUCCGUCUCAUGGCGACCAGCAGCAACAUGGAGGAGUCCCAGCAGCCCCCUGUGACCUUCCAACCGGCCAGCGCGACAACGCACGCUCAGGACGGCAAUCAAACGGAUGACAUGGAGCACCUCACUGUGAUCAGCGACAACGUGGAGAGUAAUGGCGUGGGUCCUGUGCGGGUGGACUCGUCUCCCACGGUGUCCUCCGUGUCGCCCAAGCUUCACGCCCAGCCGGGUGGCCACGCUAACGGCCGGCCCGGUCUGAGCAGCCGGUCCGGCUCGAUGGCGGCGGGCUCCCCCAGGCCCUCGCUCACCCGCCGGCCCAGCGCUAUCACGGAGGCUGUGGACGGGUCCAAGCCCAGAGACUACCUGAUCCUGGCCAUCCUGUCCUGCUUCUGCCCGCUGUGGCCCAUCAACAUUGUAGCCCUUGUCUUCUCUGUCAUGUCCCGGAACAGUCUGCAGCAGGGCAACGUGGACGGAGCUCGGCGUCUGGGCCGUAAUGCCAUGGUCCUGUCCGUCGUCUCCAUCCUGGGAGGGAUCGUCAUCAUCGCCGCCGGCAUCGCCCUCAACUGGGGACUGAUUUUAAAAUCCUGAUUUAAAAAAAAUCGUCUGGAGCGGCGACUUCACGGACUUCCCGACCGACUUCCCGACCGACUUCCUGACCGACACAACCCCCCCCCUUCCAGACUCCCUGAAGCACCAUCGUUUCUCAAAGCGCCUGCUGCACCGGAUGAAAAACACAAUCUGUUCCUGUCCUUUUUGCUGUUGUUUCUCGCUGCACGCCGAGCAUGGAUCCGCCCUGACGCUCUACCUCCGACACGACCGACACACCCCUCACCCCUCGACUCACACGGAGGAGAAGAGGAUGGAUCGCACGACGCUCGUUUUCAUUCACUCUAUCUCCUCUCAACCACGAACAAGUCCCGUCACGGAAGUGUGACAUAUCCGCCUCUACGGAAAUGGGAUUAUUCGGGCCAGUGGCGGUGCAAACAUUUCACCGUUUCGAUGCCAAAUGAUUAGAAACUUUGGUGUUUCAGCUGAACUGAGAAGUGGGCGAUGUUGCAAAUGGCUCAACACGGAGACAAACUGUGAGAGUCUCUGUACUGUGAGAAUGACUUGUAUCUUCAUCUUCCAGCUGUUCCUGUCGGUGUUUUUUGGCAAAACACACACGACGCUGCUGCUGCUGCUGCUGCUGCUGGAGUCCUGACGUCACUUCUUAUCGAGCUGCUCUUAACUAACCAGGGGUGUGAAUCUCACGUUUAUCACGAUACGAUUCUAUGGACGAUAUGAUAUUUGCGGAUAUUACAAUUGCUCUGUUGGAAACCGUUCCCUAUCGCAGAAAUAGUACACAAACACACACACACACACACGCAAACAUACACACACACAUAAAAACACAGACAGACCCACACACUCACACACACACUCUCACACAGUGUAAUAAACACUGUAUAGGGAAUAGGGAGUUAAUGAGGGAACGAUUUCAAACACAGCUAAGUCUACCACGAUACCAUUUCAAUUCAGCGGCCUCGACCAAUACGAGACGAUAUAUAUAAGCACAUUUCACACAAUCCGUUACCUUUUUAUAUAUAUAUAUACACACACAUAUAUAUACUUACAGAAAAAACGAAAAUAUGAUUUGACAAUUUCAUUACUUAGCUCUUCCAGACAUUCAAAUUAAAAACAAACUACCCUUUUUAUUAAAAGAAUGUAUAUAAAAAGUGGGACUUUCAAAAUAAUGAUGACGGUACGUCUUGAUAUUCUCACUUUGUAUCGACGAUAUUGGAUUGUUGGGGAUUGAAACGAUGUAUGGUUUACACCCCUACUCCAAAAAUCAUUGCAUGCACGUCGUUCAAGUCUGUACUUAAUCAUUUACUGACAUCAGCGCCCACGUAUGAUGUUCACACUUUCAUUUAUAAUAGCCAGCGUUGGUUGUUGCCAAUACAACCCCGAAACUAAUGUUGUCACACGACUUCUGCAUUUGGUGAAGUAUGGUUUGUAAUCUCUGCUGUCUGGAAAAACGUCCAUGGCGUUCGGUCUUCUCCGUCUGAACUUACCGAGCACACACUCAAGGACUCGCUUGCGGUCUCUCCUGGCAAAACGCGACGUUUUUCGCCACCGUGAACAUCGAAAGGGUUUAUGGGAAAAUGGCGUUUGUUCGUCUGCUUAAAUUAUUGGAAUAUUUGAUCCAAACGCGUGAAGGCAGCCACACAACUGGCUCCGUUUUAAAGUUAUUAGUCACUUCAGCUCUCAAUAACUCGAUAGGCUCAUUGGCUCGUUGGGCAUAACGUUUGUUAAAAAAGAAAUAUUAUGAUGAUGUUAUAUUUUGGGUUUCAAGACGCUGAUCGUUUAAUCACAACAUCUCCAACUCUGGUGCGCUCUUCUCUCCGAUUAUCUCCAGUAUUUCUACACCAUAGUAUUACUACCUAUUUCUUGACUAAGAGACCUGAAUACUUCCUCCACCGCUGACUGUGAGCAGCCCCUCGUUACUUCGACACUGUACCAUAAAUUGAUGCAGAAAAGGCAAAAAUUGCUGUAUGUUCAAAAUGUCAAGUCUGUUCAAAAGUGGAAAUCUCAAACCCAAUGUUGAACCCAAAGUUACGCCCUUGCUACCCGUCAAGCAUUAUUAUGAAGGUGUGUGUGAUGAAGCAGCACAGAGUUAAGCUUUUAUGAUGGCUUUUAUCGUUUAAUUAACAAACCUAAAAUCUGGGUUGUUCUUGUUGUUGAAGGGCCAUAAAACACGUGACAUAAACAUAAAAAAGAACAUGGCAAUAUGAAGCUAUAAAACUCACCGGGACAAGCUUAUUUGGACUAGGAUGAUUUAACAGCUUUUAUACAUAAAACGCCCUUGUCCAGUCAGCGUUUUGUCAGCUGUCAGAGCCUCAGUGCCAAACGCCCGAGUGUGGAGCCGAACCUGCAGGAACAGCCUCUCUCUUCUUUAACCGUGUGUGGAAACAAACUGUUUCCCAAGGUGGGAACUUUGAGGAACGUAAAGCUGUUAUCCUCUCUAAACUAAAAACUCCUCUCUUAUAACCUGUGCAUGUUUACAGUAUUUAUUACACAAUGCUUUCACAAAAAGAAUGUAGCCUCAUUUAGCCAUAGAGCUAACUGAGUAGCACUUUGUAAAUAUAUAAUAUUGGAUAUUGUAACAUGUCCGCCUGCUAAAAGACAUUUUUUUCUCACUUAGUCAUGGAGCACAUUGGUGUUUUUAGAGACGACGUCGCUGCUGUGAAGAUCAAAACCGAGCGAAACGCCCCAACAAAUCAGAGGAACUUCCUGUCUCUGUGUCCACCGUCACGCCUCUUUAGAGUUGUGUUCACACUCAGCGUCUUAAAAAAGUUAACUAGGGCACUUAAAAACAGAGGUACGGGACAAGAAAACGUCUGUACUUACAGGUACACUCUUUCAGUCUUGUAUAAAAAAAUAGAAUGUCAGUUGCAUUUUAAAGUGCAGCCCUAGUGUAAAUAUCUAAUGUUAACAACAGAAAAUAUUAAUAAAUUACACAAAUAUAACUUCUCAUCCAUCCACACAACGUUUACUACACUUUCAAACGAGGCCACGCCCAUUUGGGAGACAGGAAGUGUGGACCGUUUCAUACCAUUGGCGCUGCUUGUAAUGCGCUAUCUCUAACUAUAGAGAGGCGAUGUCCCUCCCCCUAUGGUGGACCCCUAGUGAACGGGGAGAGAUAAACAGUCUUUCAAUCCCGUUUGAAUGGAGCCAUGGAUUACACAUCUGAUGUUUGUCAGUUUAGAGGAUAAUUUAGCGAGGGAACAAAGUCUCUGUGGUAAAACUGUUGAAGUAUCAGAAUGUGAAAAUGCGUCAUUAGUAAGACCCGUCAGCCCAAAGUGUCUAAGAGUUGUCUCUCUGAAGCUACGAUGUCUAUCUCUCGCCCGAGACACAAACCCCGCUCCCCUGUGUUUGUCUGCCUCAGUGCUAAGCUAGCUAGCCAGCGAGCGAUGGUGACUAAACGGUACAUACAA
This is a messenger RNA of Perca fluviatilis (European perch), 4298 nucleotides long. Its product is annotated as transmembrane protein 233. The coding region runs from base 337 to 912 and encodes 191 amino acids. The transcript is spliced from 5 exons. NCBI's taxonomy places the organism in Eukaryota, Metazoa, Chordata, Actinopteri, Perciformes, Percidae. The record is from RefSeq and is a predicted model, not a curated record. Gene Ontology annotation, cellular component: membrane.